Rattus norvegicus (Norway rat) is the source of this 1911-nucleotide messenger RNA. NCBI's taxonomy places the organism in Eukaryota, Metazoa, Chordata, Mammalia, Rodentia, Muridae. The record is from RefSeq and is a predicted model, not a curated record.
CAGAAAGAGACAGAAAAGGGCAGACGGCGGGAGAGACAGAGUCUGCCGUGUGGGAGGAAAGUCUAUUUCCCACUUCAAAUGGCCAUUUCAUGCGCUGUGGGGAUGGAAAUGCAGGAACCAAAGAUGAACGGAACCCUCUCUACGGGUGCUGCUGCGGGCUACAGACAGGAACGCGAAGGCUUCCUGCCCACCACCCAUGGCCCUGCUCCAGGGAGGAAACCUGUCCAAUUCUUGGAUUUCUAGCCUCUUGUCCUGUUUUCCCCCUCCCUCUCUGUGUUCGCUGGAUCUUGCCCCUUGCCAACAGUUCGAGGGGAAGACAUCAUUCGGAAUGUCAGUGUUCAACCUUAGCAAUGCCAUCAUGGGGAGUGGCAUCCUGGGGCUCGCCUACGCCAUGGCCCACACUGGAGUCAUCUUCUUCUUGGCCCUCUUGCUGUGCAUUGCCCUCCUGUCUUCUUACUCUAUCCACCUCCUGCUGACCUGCGCCAGUGUUGUAGGAAUCCGCGCCUAUGAGCAGCUGGGACAGAGGGCAUUUGGACCUGCCGGGAAAGUAGUGGUGGCCAUUAUCAUCUGUCUGCACAAUGUUGGCGCUAUGUCCAGUUACCUGUUCAUCAUCAAAUCUGAACUGCCCCUGGUUAUUGGCACCUUCCUGCACAUGGACCCUGAGGGGGACUGGUUCUUGAAGGGAAACCUCCUCAUCAUCCUGGUUAGCUUGUUAAUCAUCUUGCCUCUGGCUCUCAUGAAACAUCUGGGCUACUUGGGGUAUACAAGCAGCCUCUCUCUGACCUGCAUGCUGUUUUUCCUUAUUUCAGUCAUCUAUAAGAAGUUCCAGCUUGGCUGUGUUGUGAGCCACAAUGACACAGUAGUGGAGAGUGAACCAGCUCCCUUGCAGGCGUUUAAUAGCAGCUGUGAGGCCAAGCUCUUCACAGUUGACUCACAGAUGUCUUACACAGUGCCUAUUAUGGCUUUUGCCUUUGUCUGCCACCCUGAGGUGCUGCCCAUUUACACGGAACUUUGCUGCCCUACUCAGCGCAGGAUGCAAGCUGUGGCCAACAUGUCCAUCGGGGCUAUGUUCAUCAUGUACGGACUCACAGCUACCUUUGGAUACCUUACCUUCUACAGCACUGUGAAGGCAGAGAUGCUGGAGAUGUACACCCAGGAGGACCUGCUUAUUCUUUGUGUGCGCCUGGCCGUACUGCUUGCAGUAACCCUCACUGUGCCUGUUGUCCUUUUCCCUAUCCGCCGAGCCCUCCAGCAGCUGCUCUUCCCAAGUAAGGCCUUCAGCUGGCCACGACAUGUGGCCAUUGCCCUGAUCCUGCUUAUUUUGGUCAAUAUCCUUGUCAUUUGUGUGCCAACCAUCCGGGAUAUCUUUGGGUUUAUUGGCUCCACUUCAGCCCCUAGCCUCAUCUUCAUCCUUCCCAGUGUCUUCUACCUCCGCAUUGUACCUGCUGACAUGGAACCCUUGUUUUCCUGGCCCAAGAUCCAGGCCCUGUGUUUUGGCGUCCUGGGAGUCCUCUUCAUGGCCAUCAGUCUGGGCUUUAUGUUUGCUAAUUGGGCUACAGGCCAGAGCCGUAUGUCUGGCCAUUGAGCUGGCCUGUCCUGCCUCACUCAGUCCCUGUGCUCACAUGUGUGUAUAUUAGGGAAUCCAAGUCACUUUCCUGAGUCCCUUCUGCCUGGGACAUGGAGGUGGCUGGUCUCUAGUAACACUGCUGUGGGAAAUGGGGACAGUCGAGGAGGCAUAGUAAGUAGUCCAUUUCCUUUUCCCCAGAGCUGCCUCACUGCCGACCCCAUGAGAGGAGGAAGGGAGGCCAGCUCCUUAGAAGGGUUCUUACCCAACAUAGUUCUCACUUCCUAGAUGAAGCUGUUAGGCUUACCCUGGCGCUAAAAGGGAAGAAUAAAGAUGCUGAAUGGCAA